AUGUCCGCCUCUCUCGCCAAGCAUGCCGAAAGCUUUGAUCUCUGUUCCCUUUGGCCUGGUUUUGGGGACCGCAGAGUGUGGGUGAAAAAGGAGCUUGGCGACUUUUUUCAGAGUCCGGGGUUUUUGCGCCCAUGUGAUAGUCAAGACACUUUGAUACUUCGGAAUCUGGCGCUCGUGUUUCGGUGCCUAUACUGGUUUGUUAAUGUUCGGGGUAGCGAGAGCACAAGUAUUCAAAGGUGGUUGCCCAUGCACUGGGCAACCCGCGCCUCUAUGCAGGUUUGA
Messenger RNA from Podospora bellae-mahoneyi, 282 nucleotides. RefSeq lists its product as uncharacterized. NCBI's taxonomy places the organism in Eukaryota, Fungi, Ascomycota, Sordariomycetes, Sordariales, Podosporaceae. The record is from RefSeq and is a predicted model, not a curated record. The transcript has a single exon. Bases 1 to 282 code for a protein of 93 amino acids.